UUGUGCUGUGCAUUACAUAGUACAUUCGAUACGAUAGCAACUUGUCGACUUUACAAUUUGCCUAAACAAAUUCCAAACGGGCAGCAUUCAUAGUUUGGCGACAUUUAAUUUAUAAUCUACGCAGAUGACCUUCAACAUGUUAUCUUACAGCUGUUAUGUUAUACUCAAUUUUUGCUAACAGUUUUGUAUCUCUCGAUGUUUACCACAGUGAAUGAUCUCGAAACUACAUUAUCUUAAUAACUGAAAUAGUUUGAUGUAUUUAGUAUAAAAUGUCUUGCAACAAAGUGGCUAUAGUGACCGGUGCAAAUAAAGGAUUAGGUUUUUCUCUAGUAAAAGAGUUAUGUGAAAACAUCAAUGGAAUUGUAUAUUUAACUUCACGAGAUGAGACGAGAGGUUUACACGCUUGCGAACAAAUUAAUCAGUUAGGUUACUAUCCUAAAUACCAUCAAUUAGACGUAGGAAAUACAGAAAGUGUUUUGAGAUUCACUUCAUCCAUUUGUAAAGAGAAAAAAGUUAAUUUAUUAAUUAACAAUGCAGGUAUACUAUAUCUUAACGAUGCUAAGGAACCAAAAUACGUUCAAGCUGAACAAACAAUACUCGUAAACUUUACAGCGUUAGUUAAUUUUACUGAAGCAAUGUUGCCAUUUAUUGAGAUUGGCGGGAAAAUAGUAAACAUAUCCAGUUCCUCUGGACAUUUAUCACGAAUACCGUCAGAAAAGCUUAGAGAAAAGAUAAGUUCACCAAAUUUAACUUUAAAAGAAUUACAAGAUCUAAUGAUCGAUUAUUUAGUAGCUGUGAAAGAAAACAAGGAAAUCGAAGAUGGUUGGGGCGACUCACCGUAUGUUGUAUCGAAAGUUGCAGUUAAUGCAUAUACAUUCAUGUUGAACAGGAGAUUUGCUGAUAAAGGCAUCAAAGUAGACUGCGUGCAUCCCGGCUAUGUAAUAUCUGACAUGACGCGAGGAUCGGGCAAUGUUUCUCCAGAACAAGCUGCCAAAGUUGUGGUCAAAGUGGCGUUAGAUUCGGAGAACGGCGGUCGAUACUUGUGGCACAAUGGUGAUGUUGUUCCGUGGGAUGGACCUGAUCCUAGAGGAUACAUUGACAAGAAGUAACGCAACAACUGAAAGAUACAGACAAUAGUUUAAGUAAAAUAUUUUGUAUAUUUUCACUGCUUCAUUUUGUUGAAAUUAAAAACGAUUAAAUUGUU
Papilio polytes (common Mormon) is the source of this 1204-nucleotide messenger RNA. RefSeq names its product carbonyl reductase [NADPH] 3-like. The coding region runs from base 270 to 1109 and encodes 279 amino acids. The record is from RefSeq and is a predicted model, not a curated record. NCBI's taxonomy places the organism in Eukaryota, Metazoa, Arthropoda, Insecta, Lepidoptera, Papilionidae. The transcript is spliced from 2 exons. Gene Ontology annotation, molecular function: carbonyl reductase (NADPH) activity.